Anneissia japonica is the source of this 999-nucleotide messenger RNA. RefSeq lists its product as uncharacterized. Bases 1 to 999 code for a protein of 332 amino acids. Lineage: Eukaryota; Metazoa; Echinodermata; Crinoidea; Comatulida; Comatulidae. The transcript has a single exon. The record is from RefSeq and is a predicted model, not a curated record.
AUGGUGAACAGAAGAACAGAAGACAGUGCGAUUGAGAGCAUCAAAAACCAGAGUAGCUUUACUAAAAUCCAUGAGCAUCCCCAGAUUAGAAUUAAUGGCAGCUAUGUUAGGGCUACAACUUACUAUAUCGAUUGUAACCGUAUUGAAUUACGAUAUAAGGAGGUCACAUUUUGGAGAGACAGUAUGGAUGUACUCUGGUGGGUACGAGGUCGUAGUAGAUCUUUCAAGCCCUUUGUGGCAAAUAGGAUAGGCGAGAUACAACAGAAGACCAACCCAAACCAGUGGCGUCACGUACCAACGAAGUCCAAUCCCGCCGACGUUGCCUCAAGAGGUACUACAGUUGAGAGUUUGAAAGUUAAUAAAAUGUGGUGGAAUGGACCAGAAUUCUUAAUGGAGUGUGAAGAACGUUGGCCAGUAAACAAAAUAGAGCAAGGUGGAAGCGUUACCGAACAAAGAAAAUAUGUGCGUUCCUUCUUAAACCAAGUUGGGCCAUUAAACAUAGAUGAUGAUUGGAGACUGGAUCCAAAACGGUAUUCAAGUUGGUCUAGACUGAUUAGAAUAGCAGCUUAUGUUCAUAGGUUCAUAACAAAUUGUCGAUCCAACAAAAAUUACAGGGUCUAUCGGCGGUUGGAGCAUAAAGAGAUCCAGUAUGCGGAACUGAGCAUAAUACGAAAAGCGCAACAAGAAUCAUUCCCAAGUGACAUAAGGAACUUAAAGGAAAAUGGUAUUGUUGGAUCUAACAGUGUAUUGAGUACAUUAACACCUACAGUAGACGAAGACGGAGUAUUGCGCAUGACAGGACGUUUAAGUUUAGUUGAAGCCUUGCCACAUGACGUCAGAUACCCAAUCAUAUUGCCUAGAAAGCAUCCAGUCACUGAACUUAUUGUAAAGAAGUAUCAUGACUUGGGUAAACAUGUAGCUGGAACAAAUCAUAUAUUAUCACUGUUAUCGGAAAGAUAUUGGAUAAUUCAUAACAGAGAAGAAAUCCCGAGAUUGUGA